AUCGCCAAAGCUGCGCCAAAUUGAUUCCCUUUGCAUUGUGCUCUCCUGGCCUCGGCGUCACUCAAUCGCAAUGGCGUCGGAAAUCGGGUUGCUGAGCAAGAGACUGCUCACCACCUGCACCAUCCGCAAUCCCUCUCUGCAUGCAUCACAAGCGUUCCGACAGCCAUUAUGGACUCACCCGCGUGCCUUUGCGACCUCGUCAAUCCUUUCCGCCCCCCCUCGCUCCGGUUCACGAUCAAACAUUGAAGGCCUGUUCUCUAAGCCAUCCCCGACGAACUACGCCCAACCGCCGCCUCCGCCGCCCGCCGCCGACGCGGCUGCCCCUUCUCAGGAGAAGUCCGAUAGCCCCUACGCAUAUGACGCCACUUCUGACACCUUUGAUAUUUCCAAAAUCAUCGCUAUGGAAUCGGAUGAAUUCCUCAAGAAGCACUACCCCACAAGCAAGCAAGAGCCCGACCUGCGCACACGUCCACAGACUGGUCGAACCGUGCACCUUACCAGCAAGACGGACCUGGCCAAGGCUCUGAAGCUUCUCGACUUCAACUGCAGGAAGAACAAGAUCAAGAGACAAUUCCAAUUACAGAAGUUCCAUGAGCGCCCGGGAAAGAAGCGCAAGAGACAAAAGAGCGAGAGAUGGAGGGCUCGUUUCAAGGAAGGGUUCAAGGCAACAGUGGCGAGAGUUAUGGAGCUCAAGAAUCAAGGCUGGUAGGAGCGACCACUAGCAUGUGACAAUAUCCCUGGGGAAGAUGUAGCACAUGGUGUCUACAAGAUGUACAAUAUGUAGAAAUCACAAAGAUUUGGUUGUCCCAAUGCGUUACUUAAGGU
Messenger RNA from Colletotrichum acutatum, 825 nucleotides. RefSeq lists its product as uncharacterized. Gene Ontology annotation, molecular function: structural constituent of ribosome. Gene Ontology annotation, cellular component: ribosome; mitochondrial small ribosomal subunit. NCBI's taxonomy places the organism in Eukaryota, Fungi, Ascomycota, Sordariomycetes, Glomerellales, Glomerellaceae. Gene Ontology annotation, biological process: translation; mitochondrial translational initiation. The coding region runs from base 71 to 709 and encodes 212 amino acids. The record is from RefSeq and is a predicted model, not a curated record. The transcript has 2 exons.